AUGUCGCCCAUGCAAACAGGCUUUUCGACGUCAUCACACUGUGGUGAAGGCUCCUCAGAUGGCCAAGUGAACCGCAUGACAACGCAGCUCUCGAGCGAUGCCCCGGCACACCACCUCGACGGCGCGGCUCGGACAUGCACAAACCUGCCCUCCGCCCGAGAUCAAGCUCGCAAGGCACAGCGCUUCUAUGGUGCAGCUGUGCCCUUCACCAGCGUGCCCUCUCUCGGGCAUCGAGCUCAUGUGGGGCACCAGCUCGAUGGGGCAUUGGUGCCCUCGAGCCCCACGACAGAAACCCUCUCGGGCUGCCCUGAAACUGACGUCGGACGCCGGUCCUGCACUGCGCCGGUACACGACAUCUUAACAUCACUGAGAGAGACCAAGACCACUCCUCGUUUAGCGCAGUUGGAGGAGCCGGCCUCAGAUUCCUCUUCGCUGGGGCACAUACAGACACCAGCUCCGGUCGUGCUUGACACGCCUACAGUGCAGGCGCUGGAAGAGCCCAAGGCAUCCAUCGCUGUGCUCAAUGACGAGUUUCAUGACGGCGCUGAAGACACUCGCAGCAACCACUCCAACGACAGCAACACCGAAUCCCGCGCGGCAAACACCGACGAGCAGGGUUUUUCGCCGAGUAUAUCGAAUCCUGCGACGUUGCCAGAGACCACGACCGCCUUCGCGCACGUGACAGCACCUCUCGUGUCCUGUCCGCCUUUUGCGAAGGUACCGGAAGAGCCCAUGACACACACCAGUGACACCGCUGCGCUCAUAGACCCACCGGAGCUGCUUCUGCUGCUUCGAGAGCAUUCCUUGAACGAAUGCGCACUCGGUCACCUGAUGCUGAGUGACAAGGUUCUCCGGGACAAGCUCAAGAAUGUUGCCCUAUCUAUAAUCCCAGAGCCCAUUGAAGUACUAUCAUCUAUCCCGAAGAAGCCUGCUGUAGAACCCCCAGCCAACGCACCCGGCGUGCCUUCUCGGAUGCUGUUCCGGCAAGCUUCUUUGGCCGUGCCGCAGGGCAGCAGUUUGCGCCUUCUCCGACUGGACGUUCCGUACGUGGCACGCCGAGGAGAACCCGUGUGGCUGAACUGCAGCUACGACCUCGAGCGUGACCAGCUCUACUCCAUCAAGUGGUACAAGAACAAUGUCGAGAUCUACCGGUACUUGCCCAGCGAGACGCCUCGAGUGAAGGUCUACAACAUGCCCGGCAUUCAUAUCGAUGUGCUCCGCUCCAACGUGAGUGACCUCUACUUAAACGACACCGAUUUAAACUCGGAGGGCAAGUACCGGUGCGAGGUCUCAGCCGAAUCGCCGUCGUUCCAGACAGAACGUGCCCAGCAGGAGAUGAUCAUGUACGUGCUGCCCCUGGAGGAUCCGAUCAUUAGAGGGCUCCGCAGCCAGUACCAAAUUGGGGACCCAGUCAACUUGACGUGCUCCUACGGACCCAGCAAGCCCAACGCCUCGCUCACCUGGUACAUUAACGAUAGGAAGGUGCCGACUGGCAGCGAGGAAGUGGUGGAGAACGGCCAUUUCGUGGACGCCGAGAGUCUGUGGCACGCCCAUUCUCGCGUCUCGUUCGUGGCGCAAGCUAGCCACUUCUGGCACGGAACCAUGGAGGUGCGCUGCGCCUCACACUCGGCGCUUCCUUACUUCGUCAGCAGCGAGGAGCUCACCAUCAGGGACUAUGGACGCAGCGUCGACGUGUCCGGGCCUCGUAUAAAUGGUCCCCGGCUGGAAGGCGCCAGAGAUUACUACAGUCUUGGCAAUGUGGUCGACCUAAGCUGCCGAGCGGACGCCACCUCGCAUGAGCUCAAGUGGCACAUUAACGACAGGGAGGCUCCGGAUGCGUACGUGUCUUCCCCCUCGAACGGCGCUGCCACACUGCGCCUCAACUUCCGGCUGGCUGAGCAACACUUCAGCAAAGGCGAGUUGCGCCUCAAGUGCGUCUCGCGACAGCUGCGCGAGUUCACGGCUUCCAGCGAGCUGCGUGUGCCGGUCAGCGACAAGCGCCACAGCUCGGGCCUGCAGGUCUACUUUGCAAGGGCUAACGGCAGCAGGCAGAACGAGGACUUCCGAUGGGUGGCCCUGUUGCUCCUGGUUGUGUUGGUGGCUUCGACGUAGUUGGACCUGUAGUUAGAGGGCCAUUCAGCGCCACCGGGCCAAGGCGACUCUUAGCAGUGACAAGUCUCCGGGUGGGAACUACGUGCGCCUCUUCUUCGCAACCAGACAACGACUAAGAGGACGUGCUUCGCGCUCGACGUCGAGCACGCCUUUGUUGCUCACAGCUGCUCAGGCGCUGGCGGUGCAUUGCUCCUGUGUCAAUCUUCCUUUCUUUUGCUCCGGGAAAACUUGUUUUUUUCUCUCGAAAAUUGCUUUUGCCAAAACUCUCCCUGAACGUAUACUCAUGGCGGCGCACUCGUCGGUCAGAUGCCGUUUCCGGUAGACAGAAUUUCAUGGAUCGCAGUCACCUUACCUGUGAUUGGUGCCCAUUCUGAUGAGAUAGCUGUGCUGAUGAGCACAUCGCACAAAAGCACCGGCGAAAAAGAAAGACCGUCUAUAGCUAAGGCACAUAGAGAGACGUGACAACGGCGAGUCAGCUUCGGAGGAGCCUGCAAUGUGGAGGAACUUUAGAAAAAAAAGGGGGGGAAAGCUUUCUCUCUCGUUCACUAUAGAGAAGCAAAAAGUAACGAGGCGCACCAUUCGAGGGGUUUUUUGAAAGCUAGGUUUGCGGAUGAAGAGAGAUUUCUCAUGUUAUUGGUGCUGCUUUUUCUUAACGAGAGUAUCUCUUAACUUGAUGAAGCUCCCUUUGCAAAGAAUUGGUAUCACUUUCUAUGGUAGCGCCGCAGUGCUGCAGCCGGAGGAGUUAUUCCAUUCGAUGGGAUACGUGUGAGUCAAGCUGCCUGGCAAAAUUUUCCAGGGAGUUGCUUGGGGAUCUCACACGGGAUCUUGAGCACCAUGCCUGAUUAAGCAUUUCCUCCCUACAUUGGGGAGGGUAACAUACCUACUGACAAUAUUGUGCGAUGUUUUAUUCAACAAAAACCUUCAUAUAGAGAAACUUGACACCGAUAGCCGUGUCAUAUACGUACAUCCCCAUAAUAUACUUCAAGGAUCUCCGUGUAAAGGACCAUUGUAAAUAGAACUUAAACGCGCCGAACCAGCAGGUUUUGUCGUCUGAAUCUUCAUUACCGCAAGAGAAAUUGUACACAAUGAGGAUUUUUCCGGGCUUCUCGUUUAUCGUCGUA
Molecule: messenger RNA, 3233 nt
Organism: Rhipicephalus sanguineus (brown dog tick)
Lineage: Eukaryota; Metazoa; Arthropoda; Arachnida; Ixodida; Ixodidae
Exons: 9
Coding region: 1-2112 (703 amino acids)
Source: RefSeq, a predicted model, not a curated record